AUGGAAUUGCAAUUUUAUGUGUUAAUAGUAACUGCGAUUAUUAUCACAGUUAGUACAAUUAUUCCAACUACAUACGCAUCCAAUGCUAAUGUUAGUAUUGACUACAUUAAACAAGGUGGAUGUAAUUCAUCAAUUCUAGUACGAGUUGGUGAUUAUUGUGAUUAUAUUUUGGUAAUAACGAUUCCGACAAAUGGUGGUUCAAGUGCAUCAACUGAUCUUAAUGUUGAAAUUAUAAUGCCGGAUAAUGCUACUGUUGUUAUGCAAAUGUCAAAACCUUCGGUAACAUAUGUUGGUGGAAAUUUUGCUAAUUCAGCAGGUAUUUAUGAUCCAACAAUUACAAUGACGUCACAAUCAAAUUCAUCACAAUUUAAUGAUGCUCAAAUUGAUUUUGGAACAGUUGUCAACAAUAAUCUUGUGUCAUCAACUAAUGAUACACAAAGUACAAUUCAAAUUGGUUUCCGUAGUGUUGUUAUUAGUAAUCCAAGCGAUCAAAUAGGUGGCUCUCAAUAUUGGGUUACUGUUGGUAUCGAAUAUAAUAAUGUUUCAGAAAUCUGGAUUGGUCAAGCAUUAUUUAUUUUUUCCAAUGCAUCGAGUGGUGGAAUGGGAGCAUUUACAUUAGGUGCUGUUAGUAAUUCAAGUUUACAAAUUCCACAAGGUUCACCAUUUCAAUUAGCCGUACCAGUUAUUUAUAAUAGUACAUAUGCAUCAAAUUUUGUCUUUACAAUUACAAAUAAUAAUCCGGCAAACAUUGGACUUUGUUCAGCAUAUGUUCAAAGUGCAACUGCAGGCUUUCAACAUUUACCAACAUUAGGCUAUGAAAUAUCAGUAAGUUUAACAACAGCACCGGCUAGUAAUCAAAUAAGUAUUAACCUGGGUCAAGUCGUCAAUUCACAAUCAUACAGUGGUUCAGCAUCAACUCUUUAUAUUGUUGUCUAUGGACGUGUAUUUAAAACUGAUAGUGUUAGUUCAUAUACUGCUGGUACAUUUACUGCUCAAGUAGCAUCCACUAAUUCAACAAUAUCACAAGCUUAUACUAUUUAUGCAACGGCAGCCGCGGCAUCCUAUGCUAUUAAUAGUUCAUCAUUACCAACAUUUACAAUUACACAACAACAACAAAAUGCCGGAAUUUAUCAAGCAGUAUCAAUGACAAUAACAAUGACUAUUCCAAGUGGUUUUAUGGCUCCUGUCGUUAUUGAAUUAAAUGGUGCAGGAAAUAAUACUGUAUCAGCUUUAUCCACUUGUGCAGUUGUAUUUCAAUCAGCUGGAGAAAAUGUUGGAAGUUCAAAUCCUCAAUGUGCUGAUACAAGUGCAUCAAGAAUGACUUAUACAUCAAGUACAAAUUCAACAACUUAUGAUCAAUUAUCAUACGAUUAUGGUGUUAUACAAAAUAUGGGUUCACGUUCAACAAUUUAUGACGAUUCAGUAAAUACACUUGUUUUUAAUGCAGUUUUUCAAGUAUUAAAUACAACACAAACUAUAAUUUGGCCAACUGUUGCUAUGACACUUGGAAAUAAUACAAUAUGGCUUGGUAAUGCUGCUGUUAAUGUUACACCAAUAAGUUAUAAUUCUACAACUGCUACUCGACCAACUUUUGCAUUGUCCUAUGAAAAUAAUAGUACAAGUAAUUAUUCGUCGACAUUUUUAGGAUAUACACGCUUAUUUUACUAUGAUAUCUAUACACAACCAAAUGGUAUUUAUACACCAAUGACAUUAAGUAUAACAACAAAUGAAACAACUCCUGGUAGUGGUAUAGCAGCUGCAAGUAUUUGUGCAGUUCAAAUUUUAUAUGUUGGACAAAAUACUCCAUGUUUAAUUCCAACACUUUAUAAUCAAAAUCAAUCACCAUUUAUAACAUAUGCAUCAAGAUAUAGUCAACGUAAAAAUGAUACUGCUUAUGUACAAUUAGGUCCGUUAUGUAAUUAUCAAUCAACUCAAUCUAAUCCUAAUCUUGGUCGAAUUCGUGUUGGUAUAUAUGUUAAAAUUGAAGCAGCAUUAGGUGAUGGACAAUCAACUUAUAUUAAUCUUGAUGUUUAUUACUCUCCAGAUAAUCUUUGGAUUGGACAAGUUCUUUUUACUGGCGUUCAAGUAGUUUCCGUACCAAAUGUUCUUGGAACACCUUUAAUGUAUGCAAUUAAUUCAAGUACACAAACAUUUACUAGAAAUGGUUUAACAAUCGUUAAUUUUGGUUUAAAAAUUCCACCAUCGUCUGUUGGAAUUUAUUCGUCAUUAAAUAGUGCUAUUACCAGUGAAACUAAUCAACAAACAAGUGUAUGUCGAGUUGAUAUAUCAACAAAUCGUGGUAGUAAUGUACCAUGUUCAAAUGAUGUAUCAUCAGUAUUUACAUAUAAUUCCAAUGGAUUAUCAUCAACAGCAGUAACAAAUCUUGGAUUAAUUUGUAAUGUGGGUUCAAAUUCUUCGACAUUAAAUUCAACAGCAUCUGCUGAUCCAAAUACAUUAUUUGUUCAAGUUUAUCUUCUUGCAACAACACAAUCAAGUUCACCAUUUAAUUUAGUUUUAUCAAAUUUAGUACCAUCAGGUCAAUCAGCAUUGGCAUCAGUAGCAUCAUCCCUUAGUGGUGGCUCAACAAAUGCAUAUGGAAAUAUCUUAUCUAUAAAUCCAUUAAAUUCAACAACUUAUCAACAAACAAAUGAUACAAAUAACGGCACAAUAGCUUAUCUCGGUCAAGAUGUAGCUAUUCGUACACAAUUUGUACUUGCUCAAAAUUUAACAGGUCAAACAUGUUAUCUUAUAUCAUUUCAAUUUGGUAUAACUGCAUCAACAAUUAAUGCAGCUUAUUUUACUACUGCAUUUGUUGUAAGUUCUGGCGAUAAUUUAAUGUGUAUGAAAACUAAAGCAACACCAUUUCUUAGCAGCGGUGGUUCAACUUUAUACAAUGCUUCAAUGUAUCUUGAUCUUGGUACACUUUGUUAUUAUCCAAUUGAUCCUACAAAUAUAACAGCAAGCACUUUAAUUAUCCAAGCAAAUAUUCGUAUACCAGUAACAACAACAGUUCCAGUCAAUAAUCAAUUAUCUGUUACUGUCGGAGCAUUAGUGAAUAAUAAUCAAUCGACUUCAAAUACAACUGUUCCAUUAACAGUCAAAAAUUAUACAGCUUAUACUGGUUUUACAUCAUUUUCAAAUGAUACAUCAAACGUACUUAUAACGGCAGGAAAUUCAACUAUGGUAGAUGGUAUACGUCAAAUGGUUACAUAUGGUUUCAAAAUAUAUUUACCAACAGAUUCUCAAGGACGUUUACAAAUAACAAUAUCUAGUAUAGCAAUAUCAAAUAGUGUUACAGUUGAUAUUCAAUCAGCAACUAUUCUUUCUGCUGGUAUUAAUGUUGGAUCAUUUAUGUAUGAAUAUGCACUUGGAAAUAAAUAUCAAUGGACUUAUUCAUCAAGUGUAGGUUCAUCAUAUACCGAUACAGCAUAUCUUGAUUUAGGUGUUAUUACAAAUACAGGAGUAUCGCUUAUGCAAAAUAACUUUUCAAAUUUAACUGAUAAUUUUAUAUAUGUUCAAGCAACUGGUUAUUUAACAGAUUGUCCAGCCGCAGAACAAAAUACUACAUUUACCGUUGGUUUGAAUGCUAUGUAUGCCGGAAAUAAUAUAUCAAAAACAUAUUCUCAAAUUGUUGCAAGAAAUGGAACUGAAAAACCAGUUAUGUUAGUUAAUCAUACUGAUAUAACUAGUGGAAAUUAUGGAAUGGGAUCAACCUAUAGCGGUGUAAUUCAAUAUAGUCAUGCGAAUAAUUCAAAUGCUGAAUGUAUUAAUGCACAAAUAAUAAUCUAUAUACCAACUUGGGUAUCAUAUCAAAGUUAUAAUUCAAGUACUUUAGGAACAAAUUAUACGACUGAUAAUGCGACAUAUAUUAUUUUUAAUUUGGGUACACUUUUAUUUAACGAUGCUGGUGUAUUAACAUUUAGUCUUAAUAUUGGUACAUCAAAUCAAAUGGCUUUAGUUUAUCAACGAUAUAAUGCACCAAGUGUUACAAUUCCUUAUGAAUUCAUGUGCAUGAAACGACCAAGAGCAAAUGUUGCAUAUUAUCCUACAUCAAAAAUAUUUACUUUUCCAGAUAUUAUCUCGCUUUCAACAGUCAUGACAUCAGCUUCAAGCUAUCCAUCAUUACUCGGUGGAUUAAAUUCAUGUCAAUUUACAACAAGUGUUUCAGGAUCUGAUGCAUCAUUAGUUCAAACAACUGGUUGGCAAACAGGAUAUCGAUCGGAUUCAUGGAUGUUAUCUGGUGCAACAUAUGUUCAAAUUAAUUUUGGCAAUUUAACAAUUAUAAAUAGUAUACAAUUAACUGUUCCUGCAGCAUUUGCACCAAUUCUUACUGUACAACUUGGUUAUAGUUGGGAUGGAACAAGUUUUGCUAUGGAUCCAACAAUGUAUGCAGUUAAUGGUAGUUCAUCAUAUACAUUUCCAUUAACAGGUACUCUUUCAAUUCGUUAUUUACGUAUUUAUAUAAUUGAUGUCGUACAACCAAAUGAUUUAUUAACAAAAACAUCCGGUUUUACUUUGAAUAUAACUGGUAUAGCUAAUUCAACAAAUACUACUCUUGCAAGUACUUGUCCUAGUGUAUCGAGUAUGCUUUUACCACGAACAGUACUUGUUGCACCAGCAGCACAAACAGGUCUUACUUAUGCAAAUGAUGUUUAUGUUUGUGAUGAAACAACAACAAGAACUGCAAUUUUAUGUUAUGUUCUUUUUAAUGGUAUUACAUCAUCAUCAGCAACAUGGACUGCUUUGAAUACAACAGUCGCAAAUAUUAAUUUAUUUGUAUUUGAUUCGAAUCAACAAAUUCAAUCAUUAUAUGGCUAUGCACAAGAUGGUGUCUCAAUUGUACGUAGUGAUGAUCGUGGUUUAACAUGGUUAAUAACUGAUAAUACUGAAUAUUCGAAUAUGACAGCUCAAUGUAGUGCAAGUUUAAAAGUUUGCACAUCAAGUACUUCAUAUCCAUUAACGAGCGGUGCGUCAGGUUAUACGGCAUUACAAGGAGGUAGUGGACCAUGGGCAGCUUCAGUUAAAGGAGUUUGGACAUCAUCAUCAAGUGGAGUUUUAGCUUUCAAUUGGUUUGGAUAUUGA
This is a messenger RNA of Adineta steineri, 5082 nucleotides long. The record is from the annotation of a GenBank genome assembly. NCBI's taxonomy places the organism in Eukaryota, Metazoa, Rotifera, Eurotatoria, Adinetida, Adinetidae.